AUGCGCCCAGCGACGACGCUCGCUCCUCGCCGGCCAUUCUUCAUUAUGCAGGCUCCGCCACGCCAGGGCGCCAACGUCCUCUCCUUCAUCGGCGAGGACGAGGUCAAGGAGCCGCGGCCCAUGACGGCCCAGCACACGUACACGCACCUCACGACGCCCGAGUACAACGUGGUCACGAUCGGCGGACCGGACGCCCGCGUUAGCCUGCACCGGAAAGGCCAUCGCAGCUCCAAGGUCGACAUGAUGCUGCGGUCGUCGGCGGUCGCGACGCGCCUCUCGCGCAUCUCGAUGGCGUCGUCGUACAUGCCAUCGAUGAGCGAAAUGUCGUCGACGCGGGGCGGCGACGCGCUGCGCACGCCCAUGAUGGAAGACCGGACCAGCAACAUCUUUGACAGCGCUCGUGGCACGAGCGCGGCGCCGGCGGACCCGCGCUACAAGCUGCAGGCGCUCAAGGAUGUGCUCAGUGGCAUCGCCGACAAGAACGGCAUGGUCGACCGCGCCACGUUCUCGGCGACCUUUGACGUUGGCCACCACGACUACAUGGCGACUAUGCAGAACACCGAAGACGACGACUACGUGUCCAUGAUGGAGAGCGUCGACACGAUCGACACCAAGGCGCUUCUCGUCGACGCCUGUAUGGAGCUCGACCUCGACCUCGAAGAGAAGCUGCGGUUCAUUUUCGAGCUCUUUGAUCCGGGCCACACGGAGGCCAUCACGCAGCCGCAGGUUGCGCGGCUCCUCGAAGCCAACUUUGCGCAGUUCAAGCUCCACGCCGUCGGCGCCAACUUUAACGAAAUGGCGCGCGUCCUCUUCGAGAAGGCCAACGCGGUCGACGACAUCAUGGGCUACGACCAGUUCCGCGCGGUCUUUCUCCCGCUGCUCCAAGCCGCCAACGACGAUGCCGCCGACGACGAGGUCGCAGCGUAUGGCACUAACGUCGUGCCACUGCCCCGCACGGGCUUGGCGCCGAUCUGGGAGAAGCACUCGCUGCGCAUCCUCUGGCUCCUUCUGUACUUUCUUCUCAACGCGAUCGCGUUUGUCGCGAAAUGGUCGGCUUACAAGUUUGACCCGGCGCUCGGGUACGGGCUCCAGAUCGCCCGCGGCUGCGCCCAAGUCGUCAUGCUCAACUUUCUCUUCGUGCUCCUGCCCAUGUGCCGCAGCAUCAUUCAGGUCAUGAAGCGGUCGUCGCUCCUCUGGCAGCUCAUUCCGUUCGACGACAACAUUGCGUUCCACAAGAUCACGGGCUCCGUGCUGCUCAUCGCGGGCCUCAUCCACACGGGUGCGCACGUCUCGAACGAGAUCAUGCUCUACCUUGUUGCGACGCCCGACGAGAUUGCGCGAUCGAUCUUCGUGCAGCGCAACUGCAGCCUCUUCGCCAACGGGACGCUCCCGCCCUUCUCGACCAUGGUCGUCCAGCUCCCGGUCCUCACGGGCGUCGUCCUCCUCUUGAUUACGCUUGUAUCGUUCCCGCUGGCCGCGAUCCCGCGCUUCCGCCAAGGCAAGUUCAACCUCUUUUGGUACUCGCACAUGCUCUUCCUGCCGUUCCUUGUCAUUGGCUGCUUCCACGGCGCCACCUCGUGGCUCUCGAAGGCCCAGGCCGAGUACUGGAUCCUCCCGCCGUUCCUCAUCUACCUCGUCGAGCGCCGGCUGCGGUACACCAAGCUCUUCACCGUGCCGCUCAAGAUCAUGCGCGCGCAAAUGUACGACGGGACCGUCGCCUUGUACAUUGAGAAGCCGAAGCGGUUCGUCUACCGCCCGGGCAUGUACAUCUUCCUCAACGUCCCGGCCAUCUCGGGCUUUGAGUGGCACCCAUUCACGAUCUCGUCGGCACCGGGCGACCAGUACCUCGGCGUGCACAUCCGCGACGCAGGCGACUGGACGCAUGCGCUCCACGAGCUCAUCAAGAAGGCGGCGAUCACGAAGGUGUACCCAAGCGUCUACGUGGAUGGCCCCGUCGGCGCGCCGACCCAAGACUACCACCGGUUCAAGACGAUCGUCAUGAUUGGCGGCGGCAUUGGCGUCACGCCGUUCGCGUCGAUCCUCAAGGACGUCGUGCACCUCUGGGACGAGUACCGGUGCCGCAACUGCAACUGCGUCCGGCACCCGAGUUCGUUCAAGAUCCAGAAAAUGUACUUUCACUGGACGACGCGCGGCCAAGAGUCGCUCGGGUGGUUCCAAGAGACCAUGAACGACAUUGCGAGCAUGGACCGCGACAACAUCAUCGAGAUCCACCAGUAUCUGAGUACGCUCAAGAGCGACGACCAGCGCGCGGCGCCGCUCAAGAUGUUUCAGAGCUUCAUGCACAAGGAGACCGGCACGGAUGUGAUCUCGGGCAUGAAGUCCAAGCAGAUGACGCACUUUGGCCGACCGGACUGGGACGCCAUCUUCCGCGACCUGCGCCGCAAGCACAAGGGCGAAGAGGUCGGCGUCUUCUUCUGCGGCCCCCACGCCCUCGACAAGGUCCUCGGCGACCUCUGCCACAAAUACUCGAGCGAGCCCGAGACCGGUGGCACCUACUUUGACUACCACUCGGAAAAGUUUGCCUAGAUUUUCUUAUCCUAUGUACACUCUAAUCUUAUUGCGGCCGUUGGCGCACCGUUCGUACA
This is a messenger RNA of Saprolegnia parasitica CBS 223.65, 2606 nucleotides long. RefSeq lists its product as hypothetical. The transcript has a single exon. Lineage: Eukaryota; Oomycota; Saprolegniomycetes; Saprolegniales; Saprolegniaceae. The coding region runs from base 1 to 2547 and encodes 848 amino acids. The record is from RefSeq and is a predicted model, not a curated record. Gene Ontology annotation, cellular component: plasma membrane. Gene Ontology annotation, molecular function: oxidoreductase activity.